Messenger RNA from Erythranthe guttata (spotted monkey flower), 1092 nucleotides. Lineage: Eukaryota; Viridiplantae; Streptophyta; Magnoliopsida; Lamiales; Phrymaceae. The record is from RefSeq and is a predicted model, not a curated record.
ACAUCAAACACACACAUCAAACACACCACAAACACACACAUCAAACACUUGCAGAAAAACACUCCAACAAUGGCUUCCGCCUGUGCUUCAUCAGCCAUCGCCGCUGUCGUCGCCGUUUCUUCCCCCAGUUCACAAAAGAAUGGAGCGAUUGUGGGAGCAACAAAGGCUUCUUUCUUUGGAGGAAGAAAAUUGAGAGUGAGUAAGUUUGCAGCACCUUCCAACACAAGAUCGGUUGCCGUGUGCGUUGCGGCCGAUCCAGAUAGACCUAUCUGGUUCCCCGGUAGCACCCCUCCCGAAUGGCUCGACGGCAGCCUCCCCGGAGAUUUCGGAUUCGACCCUCUUGGCCUAGGAUCCGACCCGGAUAGCUUGAAAUGGAACGCGCAGGCGGAGCUAGUGCACUGCAGGUGGGCCAUGCUAGGCGCCGCCGGAAUCUUCAUCCCCGAAUUCCUCACCAAAAUCGGAAUCCUCAACACUCCUUCAUGGUACACGGCCGGCGAACAAGAGUACUUCACCGACACAACAACACUCUUCAUCGUCGAGCUCGUUCUAAUCGGGUGGGCCGAGGGUAGAAGAUGGGCCGACAUCAUCAAGCCCGGAAGUGUGAACACCGACCCCAUUUUCCCCAACAACAAGCUCACGGGUACCGACGUUGGCUACCCGGGCGGGCUUUGGUUCGACCCCCUUGGAUAUGGAUCCGGGUCGCCCGCGAAAAUCAAGGAGAUCAGGACUAAGGAGAUCAAGAACGGGAGACUUGCCAUGCUGGCGGUGAUGGGUGCGUGGUUCCAGCACAUCUACACCGGAACGGGCCCCAUUGAUAACCUAUUUGCUCACCUUGCCGAUCCCGGUCAUGCCACCAUUUUUUCUGCAUUCAGCCCCAAGUGAGGGAGAAUGUUGGAGAGAUGCCAGCCAGCAGCCACGAUUUAUCUGGGAAAGGAGUCGAUUUUUUUCUCAGUGUGUUUUUUUUUUCUUUUCCCCAAAAAUUUAAUGUUGCAUUGUUAGAUAUGUAAUGAUAUUAUAUAUCUAUAUGUGAUGUAGAAAAGAGCUUGUGCAGUGUACAAAUAUUUACCUUCAAGAGAUCGUAAACCCCAUAAA